AUGGUCACGACAGACGAGUCAAGACACCUCCAUGGGUUGGUUGACAUGGGGAGCAACGGGAUCCGCUUUUCGAUCACCGACCUGGCGCCCGCGACGAGUAGGCUGUUGCCGACUGUGUACCUGGAUCGGGCAGCAAUUUCGCUGUACGACGCGCAGUACGAAAAUGGCCAGGUUGUGCCGAUACCAGAACCGACUAUCAAGCAAUUGAUCAAGUCACUAUUGCGUUUCAAGGAUACAUGUGAAGAUUUUGGAGUACCCGAGAAGCAGAUUCAGAUUGUAGCUACUGAAGCUACUCGGAAAGCCAGCAACUCUGAAGACUUCCAAAGCAAGAUCAAGGAUGCUACUGGCUGGACUGUACAACUCUUGUCGAAGGAAAUGGAAGGCCGGAUUGGAGCUUUCGGUGUAGCGAGCUCCUAUCAUAACCCGAUUGGACUCAUGAUGGACCUUGGUGGAGGCUCUACACAGAUCAAUUGGAUGAUUCCGUCACAGCGCGGCCAAAUCGACACAUGCGAGAAAGGAAGCGCAAGCCUACCAUACGGCGCGGCUGCCCUCGCGAAGAGGCUCGAAGAAGCAGGCUCUCCUGAUAGCGAUGCUUUCCGGACAUUCGAAAGCCAAGUCAUUGCGGAGCUUAAAGCUGCGGUACAAUACAUAGAGGUACCACAGCAGUUGCUUGACCGCUCACAGUCACCCGAAGGUCUCUCGCUUUACCUGUCUGGAGGCGGCUUCCGAGGCUGGGGUUUUGUACUCAUGUCGGAGCAUGCGAUUCAGCCAUAUCCCAUACCCAUCAUCAAUGGGUUCCGGACGACCAAGGACGCGUUUCACGACACCCAGGCUGUACAAGCAGCGGUGCAAAGAGAGGAUACACCCGACAUCUUUCGGGUCUCGGCCCGCAGAGCAAGUCAGGUUCCAGCAGUUGCUUUCCUGGUGAACUGCCUGUCCAAAGCACUGCCGAGCAUCAAAGAUGUGUAUUUCUGCCAAGGCGGUGUGAGGGAAGGCAUGUACUUCUCAGAGAUGUGGCUCACGCCCAGUCCGUUGUUCGAAACCACGAUGAGAUACGCUAAGCCAUCGAGCGGGGAGUUUAUGGCGAUGUUGCAGGGAAUCAGUACCCCUCCGCCAACAGCGUCUCAUCAAGAACUGUUCAACUACGAGAUGCAGAGAGCUUUUGGGCGUGCUAUGUUUGCACACAUGGGGCAAGUCAAGGACCUCCAAGCUGGAGCUGCGCUCCGAAGUACAACGACCGGUUUGUUCUCUUCUGCACAUGGUUUGACACACGAAGACCGCGCGAUACUUGCCAUCUUCCUUUGCGAGCGCUACGGUGGCUACGGUUCUAUCAGUCCAACAGAGCAGGACUUCUACCGCCGAAUGCUGCAGCUCGUGCCAGAAGACUUGCGAUGGUGGUGUAUGUUACUUGGCCGCGUUGCUGCAGUUCUGGCCAGCGUUUAUCCUGCGGGUCUGAUACGAGAGAAGAGGGUGAAGAUCACUUCCCAGUGGACAACGACGAAGAAAGAAAACGAGAAACUGUGUAUCGAUUUCAAGUUUACCAAGGAGCCGGACGAACUCGAUGAAGGGCUUCAUGCAGCGCUCAAAAAGGUGGAAAAGGCAGGGAAGAAGAAGAACUGGAUAGGAGGACACGGCUACAAAGUGCUUCUGACGAUCAACGGCAAGGAGUUUGGUGAGGAUAACUGA
Molecule: messenger RNA, 1686 nt
Organism: Alternaria ethzedia
Lineage: Eukaryota; Fungi; Ascomycota; Dothideomycetes; Pleosporales; Pleosporaceae
Exons: 1
Coding region: 1-1686 (561 amino acids)
Biological process (GO): regulation of transcription by RNA polymerase II
Source: RefSeq, a predicted model, not a curated record